This is a messenger RNA of Ziziphus jujuba (common jujube), 2761 nucleotides long. RefSeq lists its product as uncharacterized. Lineage: Eukaryota; Viridiplantae; Streptophyta; Magnoliopsida; Rosales; Rhamnaceae. Gene Ontology annotation, molecular function: protein binding. The coding region runs from base 1225 to 1809 and encodes 194 amino acids. The record is from RefSeq and is a predicted model, not a curated record. The transcript has 2 exons.
AUAAAUCAAAAGUGUGUCUGUAGCAGGUAAAUGUUGUGUAUGUUGCGGUUACCCGAUGCUGUUUGGGAUGCUGUUACGGUAAGAUGCAAUUGAUGAUAAUGAAUAAUCUGAAGAAAUAGUGCUAAAAUUUCAACAUUAACUUAUCCUUGGACCACAGCCUGGUUUAAGUAUUGAUUAUAGGAAUGAACUGGUAUAUUUGCACGGUUACUCUUGAAUAUAAACUGGUUUAAAAGUUGUUUCAAUUUUGAGACUUGAGGAAUAGUCUCACAGUUGAUGUUUCUCCGUUCUUCAUGGAUAAGUGAAAUACGUAAAAGCUCAAUUGCAAGCCUUAGAAUCAUUAAGAUGAAUUUAUGAAUUAUCUUUUGGAAGAACGCUAAGAUGAACUUGGUAAUCAAACCUUUCUUUACCUCCUUAGUAAGAGAAAAUUACAAUGGAUAAACGUGUUCAAGCAAUGCUUCUAGUGUGGGAUUGGAAAGGAAUGGCUUUGUUCUUUCGAACAUGGGGUGGUUAGUUUCUAGAACAUAGAAGCCAAUUUUGUAAACAACAUAAUUACACAGCCAGGAACUCCAAUCCUCGUUUAUGAAAUGGGACAAUUGUUAGCCGGCGUCCUCCAUUAUUAAUUGCUAUUCUGAUUUUUAUUUAGGACAAAGUAAGAAACAUAAAGGAGGUAAAAAGAAUCUCAUACAUGAUAUGCAUUGAAAAACAUUCCUCAACUUCCCUCUUUUUAUUUUUUAUUUUUUGUGGACAUUGAUAUCCUUGACUUGAGGAAAACGAAUGGUGAAAAAAUAAAAAAUAAAAAAUAAAAUAACGAGCUCCAUGGUUUAACUGGUUAACUUUCUUUUUCAGCUACACACAUUCUGAUUUAUGUUAAUUGAAAAAAAGAAAAAAGAAAAAAGAAAUCUUUAUAUUGUUAUACUUAACUUUAGGACACAUGUUGGGAAAAUGACAGGUCCCAAAAUCUAAGUGGGUAAUUUUCAAAAAAAAAAAAAAAAUUCUUCCUUUAAGCAACAGAUUUAGUUCUUUGCUUCAUUCACAGAACUUGAUUAAGUGAUUGAUUCUUUCUUCUCUCUCACUUAAUCUUUAGAUAAUAUAAAAAUGAUUGAAAACUUGGACCAUGUGCUAUCUCUUGGAUGCAAAAACCCAACAAGUUAAUCAGCAUGGAGAUGUUUACAAAAGAAAAAAACAGUGUGACAAAUCUCAGUACUUAGUGAUCGAUCAUCAGUUAUGGAUCCUCAACUAUACAGAGCAGCAGCUUAUUAUGAUGGAACAAGCUUUGAGAGCUUUGCUAUGGAUGCUGAUCCAACCAUCUUACCUAAAGAAACCCCUCAGAGGAAUGCCAUUCUUCAUGUUGCAGCAUUGAAUAAACAAGCACAGAUUGCAGAGAAAAUCCUCCAGCUUCAUUCAUCACUUCUAUAUCACAAGAAAUCUGACGGGGAUACUCCAUUUCAUAUUGCAGCGAGGGUUGGGUGCCUGGAAAUCGUCCAACUAUUGUUAAACUACGGAAAAUCUGGAAGUGGAGAGAUUGAAGCGAACCAAAAAGCAACUAGAAUGGUAAACCUGACCAAGGAUACAGUGCUGCAUGAAGCUGCUCGAAAUGGUAAUGUUGAUGUUGUUGAAUUACUAAUGGAAGAAGACCCAGGAUUGGCUCUCCUUGUAAAUGCUGUUGGUGAGUCGCCGCUCUCUGUGGCUGUGGAAAGACAGUUUUUUGAUAUCGUCCAGCGUUCUUUAAAGCUUACAGAUGAAUGUUGUUAUGGUGGAAGAGAUGGUAAACGCCUUGCACGCAGCUGUUCUUUGCUUGCCCAGAGGUAAUUAUUCUUUCGUUUGACUCUUAAUUGAUGAGAAAGUUAAGGGCAUAUCUAUUUAUGCUUAGUUUGAGUUACAUCUUUAAUGUUUGCCUUGUACUUUUGAAAUGACUGCGCUUUGCUAUUGCCUGAAAGAAUUUAGUGGUAGCUUUCUCUUGGAGAGGAGUUUCUACUCAUUCAGAUGACAUUGAUCUUCUGUUUAUUCUCUUAAGUUUAUCUUAAAUAGUUACUUUCUUUUCUUCAUGUCCUAGCUCAGCUAGUUACUUUCUUUUCUUCAUGUCCUAGCUCAGCUAAUUAUGUUGCUCAUGUCCUUGCAAAACUCUCUCUUUAGUUUGGUUUUGAUGCCAACUAUAUUAAUAGGUUUGACUCUCUUUUUUCUGCCAUUUUGUUGAUCACUUAUUUUUUGUACAAGGGGUUGCCCUGUUUUGUUGCUUCUCUAAUAAAGUAUUCCGCUUAACCAAAAAACGAAAAAAAAAAAAAAAAAAAAUAUAGAAGAAGAAGAAAGAACACACACACUUUCUAAUAAAGCAUGAACCUAGAGUAUACAGACUUCGUUUUUCCAUAUUAAGUUGAAUACUUUAGUUCUAUUAAUUUUAUCAUCUAGACAUUAUGGAGGAGGUGAUGAGGAAAUGUCCAUCAGCCGUAACAGAAGAAGAUGAUCUAGGAUAUACCCCUCUUCACUACUCUGCACUUUUUGGUCGUGUAGAAGUUAUUGAAUUGUUUUUCACAGAUGAUAACUCCAUAGCUUACAGAAAAAGUAAGGCCGGCAUGUCUGCUCUCCGUAUAACAGCAAAAAUGGAUUUGUUGGAGUCAUGUGAAAGCUCAUAACAAAUUAUCCAGACAUAUGGGAGUUGUUAAACCGCAAUGGUUGACCGCUCUUCAUUUAGCUGUGGAAGGUGGAAAGAGCUCUGUUGACAACACUGGGUUCUGAUGGUCUUUUGAAUAGGCAAGAUAAAGAU